Messenger RNA from Sorghum bicolor (sorghum), 1687 nucleotides. RefSeq lists its product as uncharacterized. The record is from RefSeq and is a predicted model, not a curated record. Lineage: Eukaryota; Viridiplantae; Streptophyta; Magnoliopsida; Poales; Poaceae. Gene Ontology annotation, biological process: regulation of circadian rhythm; response to cold. The transcript has 3 exons. The coding region runs from base 663 to 1241 and encodes 192 amino acids.
AUCUGAGGCCCGAUAUUUUCCCUGCCCCUGCCACGUGUCGGUCAGCCACGUGGAAAAGCGCCGGCACGUAGGCGUAAAGCUCCCGUCCAAGUCCAAGGGCCCCGGUCGGCGCCGAUCCCUCUUUAAUCCUGUCUAUAUCGUCGUCCUUGCGUUUCAUUUCAAUGGCCAUUCUCCCCUCUGCCGGCUGCGGCUAUAUACCUCUCUCUCCCUCUCCGUCCCCUUCUGUUCUUCCACGUUUCUCCAGAGCCUGAACCAAAUCUAGGGGCUUCCUUCAUCUGCUGUCCGAGGGUUGUUUGAUUUUAAUUUUAGGGGUAGUGCGGUCUAAUGAAUUCCGCCGAAAUUUGCCGCGGCAGUUCUUGCCUAGGUGUGUAGUUGUCUUCUGAUCCUUGGGGGUUUUCUUGGUUCUUGAGUUGUGAUCUUCUUCAGGUUUGUCUCCCCCAAUCCGUAAUCAUCCGGCGUCUAGGAAAUUCUUGCAUUAAUUGUUCGUUUUCUGCCUUCCUCCAGCCUGGUUAAGAUAUCGAAAGGGGAAUUUUUUUUAUGUUCCUCGAGGGAGGAAGCAGGGAGACGUAAUUGUUGCAUCUGUUAAAGUUCGAGUGAAAUACAAGCAAAUCCUUGGUAUUUGCAUCCCUUUGCCGGUUCUUUUCUGAUUCGAAAGAACCCCAAUGGGGGAUGUGUCGUUGAAUCGACCCAUUAAAGCCGAGCCAACUGCCAAGGGCAAUCGAGUUCUGGACACGAUGUCCGCCGGGUGGACAGACGAGAGGCACAUGAUGUAUAUAAGCUCUAUGGAGGCUUCUUUUGUCGAUCAACUAUACAAUCACGGAAACCAUCCGCACAAUGCAAAUGGCACUGGCUUCAAGGUUCUCCGCAGGGGUGUGUGGGAGUACAUCAAGUAUGAGAAGACUAAUAAUGCUCCUGUGCGAAGUGGGGCUAAAUGCUGCGUUCCUGCAAAUCCUUGGAUCCAGCAUUUCAGGCCACGUGAUUGCGGUAGUAAUGCACAAAGUGAUGGGCUUGAGGCUUCAGUGGGCGAUCAUGAAUCGGGUACUCAGGCAAACCGGAAGAGCCUUUCGGUGUCUCAUGGAAGGGAAUGGGAAGCUUGUAAGGGAGAACCCCAGCUUCUUGUCGAAAGCACAGAGGUCUCUGAUCAAAAUUUUGCUGAUGAUGAGGCCGAAGUCGAAGCAGAAUCAGUGAAAGCAUGCAAGAGGAAGAGAUUAAGUAGCACUUCGCACUACCGUGAUGAAUGAUCAAGUAAAUUUGCAGGAUCAAUUAGCUUAGCCUGUUGCAAGAAUUGAGAUGACUAUCCUAAACGAAGGCACUCAGAUGAUGGGACAUGUCUCUCAAAAUUUCAGCUGUUGUCUGUUGGUAGCCAAGACACUUUGAAUCCGAAGGAAGGUGUUGAAGGGUAGCUGUUAGUUAUUUUGUGAUAUGAAGAGUACUGGAGCAGCUAGCAUCGGCAUUUUAGUGGAUUAAGUUCUUGUUAUGUGUAUCUGUUUAUUUUGCAGUCUUCAUCAGUAGUGCUGCUUAAUACCUCAUCUCUCUCGUCAGAAGGAUAUUAGGCUAGGUCUCUCUCUACUUGGUGGAUAUAUGUAUUGGUUGAUCCUACGAGUGUAAUGUUUUUUGCUGCAGCUUUUGGGGCAGCUAGUAUUAAAUUUUCAAUAACAGUGAAAUGUGCAUAUACAUGUUUGCCAAA